UUCCCCGAAAACGUCUGUGCUUUGGUUCCGCGACGCAAAUUUGUGCGAUAAAAGUGCAGUGAAACCGUUCGUAAAAUGUAGUCAAAAUACGUGCAUUUCUUUCCGCCGGUUACCCGCUCGUGUUUGAUGUUACUUGUGGCCCGGGACCGGACCGUUUCGGGGCGAAAAUUGCGUUUUCAAAAUCGGGGUGAAACCAGUGAAAAAAUCUCCCAAUCAACAAUGGCGGCGACCAUGGUCUUCUUCUUGUUGCCGUCGUCAUCCUGGUCGCAGAAGCAGCAGCAAAAGUGGUCUACCAUCGUCCACAACGAAGCGAUUGUUGAGAUCACCGCGGUCGGCACCAGCGGAAGCGCUUUGGAUUUCGGUGGUUGAUGCGGGCUGCUGCCAAGUUCGCGGAAGCGAUUAUAUUUAGUAAAUAUUUUCAUGGCGAUUUCUAAAGUGUUGAGAAGAGAAAAAACUUGAUAGUAAGUGUUGUGACCGGAUAUACUCAUCGAAUCCUGAGUGAGUGGCUUAAGAAAAAAAAAGUGCGAAGCUGAGUCGAAAGCCAGUGGAACUGACCAACUUGGCGAAUUAUAAAAGUGAAUAAUCAAUAUAAACAAUGUUUUGGGGUGAAGAAUAUAUUGUGCUGGAUUCGGAAAGUAGAUUUUGUUUACAUUCUACUGUCGUAACUAUCGAGAAGAGUCAUUAUUUUGAGUGUCCAAAAGGUGUGUCGCGCAAAGUAACGUGGAAGAGCAAGUGAAAAGGUAGCUCUAAUUGAGAUUGGGAACGAGAUUAGUUACUUAUGGAUCCGGAGCAAAUAACUCUUGAUGAGGAUUUCGACGAUGGGUCUACAGAUGGAGGCUAUGGAGAGUAUGAUUUUAUUCAACAACAGGAUCAGGAUGCUUUGUCAAUCAGUGCAUCGCCGUUAGAUGCUAUUUUGGAUCCUACGACUAUACCAGUCGUUUGUCAGACGCCCUUGGUUGGCGAAUCUUUGGAGCUACCGCUUCAGAUCACUGCUCCUGGUAGUGGCAUUCAUCAGCUACAUAAACACCAAUCGCAACAGGAUACUGCUGUUCCAGUUGUGCGGCCAAUCACAAUCCCUCUGACUGGCCGUUUUGGUCUCGGAGGAGGGAAACCCUCGGCCGCCGCACUUCGCCGUGGACCUGGUCGACCGAAGAAGGAUUUCCUCCCGCUGUUAAAGAUGUCGUCGAACCCGCCCGGUGCUGGUAACGGGACCGGCGGAAUUCCGGCACUUUCGGGUACUAUGCUGAAAUUCAGCGGUGGAGUCCUUACCGGAACCAACCUGGACGCAAAAGCCAUUAAAAGAUAUAAGAGUUCUAAUGUAGUUCGUGGUAGUAUUCCUAAAAGGAAAAGCGACACGACCCUAUCCAGUUUGGUGGGCGAAGGAAUGUCUUCUUCCUCCUCUGGCUUAGUACCGCUAUUGCUUCCGUCUCCUGGAGAUGAGACACCGAACGCCAGCACGGCCAAUAGCUCGGUAGCAUCAACACCAACAGCUGAGAUGGAAAUCGAUCCGGCCUUGUUGAUGCCCGCCCCGGAGGAGUCACCGUACUUUCCCGAGAAGUACACCGGUAAGUUGUGCGCGUUGUGCAACCUGGGCGAGCGCAGCCAACUGGGGCAAGGCGAAAUGUUACGCAUAGAGGUGAAGGACGAUGCACAGCUUGCGGUGGCAGCCGCUCUGCAGUCACAGGAGGAGAAAAGUCCAAUGGUGAGCCCCAGUGAGAGCCCAAAAACGGGAAACGUACUUGGAGUACCGCCACUACUCAGUAGUAACAAAAGACAGAAAGGUUUAAACAAGUGCAAGAAUCCAGUGAUUACGGCAGAAUACGUGGAUGAACUGGAGAAAAUUGGUCACGCCGAACCGACGGACUUCUCCGCCAUCAAUGAUGGCGGAUACUUCUAUAUCCAUCGAUCGUGUGCAAUUUGGUCUUUCGGUGUUGGCCGUGAUGCCAUCUCCGGAACCUUGAGCAAUCUGGAAGUGGUGGUAGCGCAGAGCUUAAGCAAAAAGUGCUACUUCUGUUCCAAAUACGGUGCUAGUCUGUCGUGUAAGAUGUCGUGUCCGAAAUCCUUUCAUUUUCCAUGUAUCGCUGCAGCCGGUGGUUUCCAAGUGAUCCAAUCGUACAACUGCUUCUGCAAAGAGCAUUUGGGACAAGUGCCUUUAGUGUGCUCGGACGACAUCAACUGCCGGCAAUGCUCGGGUUUGGGCGACGUUGGCAACCUGAUGAUGUGUUCGAUCUGCGGGGAUCAUUACCAUGGGAAUUGCGUUGGGUUGGCUCAGUUGCCGGGGGUACGUGCCGGUUGGCAGUGUUCCUCAUGCAAGAAGUGUCAGAUUUGUCGUGUGCCUGACUCAAGCGAGGGUCGAACAGUGGGCUGUGAGCAAUGCGAUAAAAUUUAUCACGCAAGCUGUUUACGACCGGUAAUGACUUCGAUUCCAAAGUUCGGGUGGAAGUGCAAAUGUUGUCGAGUGUGUUCCGAUUGUGGAUCUAGAACACCUGGUGCCGGAGCGUCUUCACGGUGGCAUUCCCACUACACGGUUUGCGAUUCUUGCUAUCAGCAGCGAAAUAAAGGAUUCUCGUGCCCGAUUUGUCAUCGAGCGUACCGAGCGGCGGCCCACCGAGAAAUGGUGAAGUGUAGCGGGUGCAAUAAGUUUGUGCAUAGCACGUGUGAUCCAGAAGCGGAGCUUACAGUUUAUCACGCGAAAAAGGAAAGCAAUCCAGAUUAUGAGUAUUUGUGCAGUCCAUGCAAACUGACUUUCCAUUCAGGUCGAAUCGCUGCAAUGCGGAGGAAUAGCAGUUUCGAUGAUGAUAACAUGUCUGUUUCACAAGAGAGCCUCAAUGAGGACCCGUUAGAGCUUGAUCCAGAACCAAGAGAACGGAUUAGCAUUGGUGAUAUUGGAUUAGGCAAAGGAAAACCGUAUGUGGCAAGCAAAAUUGCUAAAAAGAGACUGGGACUUUCAUUGAGUGGUGGUUCUAGGCCAAAAGGUACCGGUAAAGGAUUUCAGAAAAAGUCCCGCUCGGCUGAUUUCAGCCGGAAACGAGGUCCCAAAGCCAAAAUGCGUGGCAUUUUUGGCGUUCCUGGUAUAGGACUACAACGCCCAACGGCUGAUGUAUCUACAAGUAAAUCUUCAGAAGACGAACCCGGUGGGGAUAAUCGACUAGUUCUGUGCUCUGCCAAGGAUAAAUUUGUUCUAACGCAGGACAUUUGUGUCAUGUGUGGGGCAAUCGGAACUGACCAAGAGGGUUGUUUAAUAGCUUGUACUCAAUGUGGCCAGUGCUAUCAUCCGUACUGUACUAAUGUUAAGGUGACUAAAAUUAUCUUGCAAAAGGGUUGGCGUUGUCUCGAUUGUACGAUAUGUGAAGGUUGUGGUCAGCGGAAUGAUGAAGGAAGAUUGAUUCUUUGCGAUGAUUGUGACAUUUCGUACCACAUAUAUUGUAUGGAUCCUCCGUUGGAGCAUGUGCCUCAAGGCAAUUGGAAGUGUAAGUGGUGUGCAAUCUGUUUGAAGUGUGGAUCCAGUAAUCCUGGGCACAACAGUAAUUGGCUGAAUAACUACUCCGAAUGUGGUCCAUGUGCUAGUCAAGUGAAUUGUCCUGUUUGUUCCGAAGGAUACGUUGAGGGUGAGUUGAUUAUUCAGUGUAACACAUGCGAGCGGUGGCUGCAUUGUGGUUGUGAUCAGAUUAAAACAGAAAAUGACGCCGAGCUUUGCGCAGAAGAGGGUUAUAAUUGUUUGCUUUGUCGACCGAAUGAUUUACCUCCGCCUCAUUUAGUGCCCAAGAAAAAGGUUUUACCAACACCAAUCCCCGUUCCAAAGUUGACUCCCAAGCUAGAAGAGAAAAUCAUUCCACUUGCACUAGAGGGAAACCAUUAUUUGGAUGGAGUGUAUCUUAGUGAGCACGGUCUUCACCAAAUAAAAUCUCUGCAGGCAGAAUUUGGGAAGCGCGGAAAACGGAAACCCAGAACUCAACUGGAACCGCCUUCCAAGGACAAGGACGAUGGCAUAAUGGCUGCCAUUGAAUCUGUCAUAGCAGGAAGCAGUUUAGAUAAUUCUUUUGACGAUGUCAAAGUUGAACCAUUGGACCCCAAGGAGGAAGCCGAAAUUUACAAAGAUGGAAUGGUUUGGAACGAUCCGACUCCACCAGAGGGAUUCGCUUUAUGCACCAAUGAGCAAGGUAUCGUUGUGUUGAGGAAAAAGCGCCAAAGGAACCUUCAAAAAUUGGGAAUCGGGGGUUUCUUUGUGCGGAAUCGUACGGUACGGUCUAAGGAUGGAAAAGAUGAUGAUGAACUGAUCGAUGGAUUUGUCCCUCAACUUGGAGACGAUCCUGCACCUGAGGUCAAACCCAAAAAGAAACAAAUACGACGAAAACCGAAGAACAAGCUUAUCGAAAUUUAUCCAACCAUUCUUCAGGACGCUUUCUUCGGGCGCUCCUUACUUAAUACAAAUACAGCUCCAGUUAAAUUUGAGGUGCAUGAAAGUGAUGAUGAGGUAAAGAGCGAUGUUUCCGAAGAUAAAACUAUCAAAUUGACUCCUGCCGAAUUAAAGUUUGUGGAAGAGAUGAAAAUAAAGGAGGAACAAAAAGUACUCCAGGAACAAAAAGCUUUACAACAGAGUAUGGAACAUGCCCAGUCUCAGGCUAACAAAGUAUUACUUCCCAGUGCCAUGGGAUUACAAUCUGUCGGUGACAACGGAACGGGAGGAAUAAAAACUGAAGAAGACGAUAACAGCGAUUCUGAAACGCUCAAGGAUUUAGGGUUCCCAAAUGAUUUGAUUGAGGAGGAUUUUGUCAACAGCAUUAUAAACAAUGACGAUGAGUUAACGAAAACAUCGGCGGCUCUUGGAGAUUUUACGGCUGAUGGUGAGCUGGGCGAUGGAUUUAACAAGCCCUCUAAAAAUGAGUUGAAUGAUAUCUUGAACUCGGAUUUCAAUCUGGAUAAUUUAGACAGCAAAGAUGUAGAAGAAAUCUUUAAAAACGUACUAACUGAUGAGUCACAGGAAUCUCAAGAAUCAUUAUUCACAAAUUCGAUGACACCUUACACGUCUAGUACGUCCACUCCUUCUCACACUAUAGAUGUUUCAAAGAAAGCUAUGCCACAAAGAUAUCUCAACAAUCCUGUUAUGGGGCUUCAACAGCAGCCUCCGACGCCCACAAGUCAACCGAUGAUGGUUGACCCUAACUUGCAGGUCAAUAUGGGAAUGCAAUCACCGCAGACGCCACUCAUGAAUCAAAUGGGCAUGCAAUCACCUCACAUUCAGCAAUCGCCCCAGCACCAACCAAUGGGACCGAAUAUGAUGAUUCAGCAGCCAUCACCGCUCCAGCAACAACCGGGCACUCCCGGUACACCAAUUCAAUCCUUAUCGGCACCGACUACGCCACAGCCGCACCUGCCCAUGAUCCAACCUCAGCAAAUGCAACCCCAGCCGGGACAAGUUCAACUUCAACAAUCUCCGCAAACAAUGAUUCUCAAUCCUCAGCAGCAGCAGCAGCAACAGCAACAGCUUAACCGAGGGUAUUACACUAACAAUUUCCUUCCACAAAGGAAUCAAUUCAAUAUGGGCGAUCCUAUGCAACAACAGCAGCAACAAAUCGUGAGUCAGCAAGUAAUUCCGGGGGUACUGCCCCCUCAACAACAGCAACAAACACAACAGCUGCCGUCAGCAGCAGGGCCGGGCCAAGGGCAAGCGCAGUGGUCCCCUGUUGGCCAACCAAUGCAGACUGGCACCGGUAUGCCAAUGGUAUCGUCUAUCCCUGCCGGCCCGCCUAUGGGGCUCGGAUCUGCCGCGGUAGAAAUAAGUGCUACUAUGGGUGCCAUUGACGACGGCAUUGGAGCAAUAUCCGGUGCAUCUGCUGCUCAGAAAAUGUCCGAACGCAUGCGAUUAGAUGAACCACUUGGGGCUUUAGCCACGAUUUCAUCUGUUCUGUAUUGCAACACGGAACAUCCGGAAUUGAAGUUGGAGUAUCCCAAUUGGAGUGACCGUUGCAAACAGAUUUUCAAACGCUGGCGAUUGUUGUCUACCGAACAAAAACAACCAUAUCUUCAAAAAGCUCGAGAUAACCGAUCGGCCAUCCGGAUUAAAAAGUCUCAACAGGUACCACAAAUGUCACCUAAAGACGGCAAUAGUAAUAGUUCAGGUCAAGUGAAUGUAGUUCCAUCACCUUCCUCAUCUUCAUCAUCACAACCACCAUCAUCAGUCGUCGUGCAGCAGCAACAGCAGCAGCAGGGUGACAUGGCUGUAGAUUCCGCGCUUUUGAUCGGCACUGCUGAUCCUUCGCAAAUGAUGACCUCAAAUAUCCAGCAGCAGCAACAACUGCAGAUGCAGCUCCAGCAGCAACAGCAAGUCUUAAAACCAUUGCAGCUCCAUCAGCAGCAGCUACUAGAGGAUCAAGACAAGAUAAACUCACAGCAGAAGAGUAUGCGCGAAGCAGAACAGGAGCGGCAGUGGAAGCAACUGCAACAGCAGCGGGCUCGUGAGCAGCAAACGCAACAGCACAUGAUGAUGCCUGAUCAGAGGGUUCAAGAUCCCACAAUGCAACUACAGGUCACCACCGAUGGUGCCACCGCGAUGGGUCCCAUGGCUAGUCCGUCGCCUACAUCUCGAAAUCAAUUCGUCUCGCCGGUUAAUAAAAGUCGCAUGGUUCCGGUUGGUCAAAAUCCGCCAUCGAGUCCAGUUUCCAACUUUCAACAUCCCGGAAUGGGCAAUCGACCGAUGUCGGUUCCAAUUCAGCAACAGCGUCCUGGACUUCCCGGACAACAACGCCUCAAUCAAAGUCCAUUUUCUCCGCAGUCUCAACCUCCUCCGUCACCGCACGACAUGUUACCGGGGUCUCCCGCUAGUCAAAGCGGCAUGGAUCCGUUUGCCAGACCUCCCUCGGAAGGUUUGCCAGACAAUUACGUGCAUCAUUCGCCGCAAACGCCGCGCUCAGUUGGUCAUCAAAGUCCAAUUCAAACACCUAACCGCAGCCCGGCGUAUUCCGGUCAACCAAUGUCCAAUCCCCAGACGCCGAUGAGAAUCAACCUUGAUACGCCGUACGCUCAGGCUCCAGGUACACCGAGACCUCAAUUUGCUGGAAAUCAAGGACGACAAACUGUUUACGCUAGACCCGGUGAGGUAUUCAGCCCUGUCCAGAACUCUCCAUUCACUUCGCCGCGCCAAGAUGGGUUCAAUCAACCUGUGCAGGAAGGCAACCGACAGCUGCGAGAUUUGUUACAGCGGCAGCAACUUCCUACCAGUGGUACAGGCCAAGUGAUGGUACAGCCUCAACAACCGACAUUGCAGUCACCACAGCCCAUGCAGCCACAGUCUCCAUUUAUGGAAGAUCCGCAAGCGGUUGGACAAAUACAGCAACCUCAACAACAACAACAACCUCAGCUACAAUCACAACUCCAACCACAGCUACAAUUGCCAAACCAGCAGCUGCAAGCAGCUCCAAUGGACAACGGCACAUUCCGGCAACCGUUGCCUCCAAACAUGAUGGCUCGGCCACGGAUGCCAAUACCCGCUGGUGGAAUGCGACCACAAAACCCUAACAUGGUGUCUGGUCCUAAUGGUCCCAUAAUUAGACAGCAGAUUAUCCGAACAGCGUCUGGAGGGCAAAUGUUGAUUACGCAACCAAUGCAGCAACCACAAAUGAUACGUCAACGUAUGCAGCUACCCAACCGUCCGGAUGGAUCAUUUGUUACGCAAAUUCAAUCCGGAAGUCCUAUCCAAACGCUGGGUCAACCACAAAUCGGACAAAUGUCGAACACAUUAACAUCACAAACAGAUCAACAGAAUAUUGCGUUAUUGGCUCAACGACUCGCUGGCGAAGGAGACGCACAUGCGCCAACAUCAAGCAGUACCCAAGGUAAUCCAAGUACUGUUACACAGGCUCAGUCAACGAGCGGUGCGGAAGGUGCUUCCGAAAUUCCGGAUAGCGUAUCGGCAGAGCUUGAGAAAUUGGAGCAGGAAGAUAAUACAGGCAUUGGUGAGGUUGAGGGUGUUGGAGACGAUAUCCUCGGAGGACUGGGUGAUGAUGAUGAUGAACUGCUCGAUUCCUUGACAGCUGAGAUGGGAGCUGAUUUCAAUAUUUUGGAAUACGCAGACCCAGAGCUAGACACAACCGAUGGAGAAAAAUCGAAUUUACUGGACAGCUUGGAGCUAGACGAGCCGGAAGGUGAAAAAUCGGAGGACACUUCAAAGCUUAGUGCCCCAGCGGAUACGUGCAAAUCAGAAACCAUGGAUGCUAGUGACAAUGCCGUUGAUGAUUCGAAACUACAACGACCUCUAGCCAUGACGCAGAAUACGAUGAUGGCAACGUCGUCUACGGUCGUUACGCAACAGCAAAUGUCGGCAGGAGUGAUGGUACAGAGUCAGCAGCAAAUGUUGCAAACUCAGCAAAUACAAUCGAUGCAGCAACAAUUACCUAUCCAACAACAGCUAUCCCAUGGCAUAGGACAGCAACAGCAGCCCACACAGCUGCAGCAAUUGAUAAGCGGCGGACAAGCUUUGGGCCCCCAAGCACAAACGCCACCUCAGCAGCUUCAACAACAAUUGCUCGCUGGCCAGAUGAAGACUAUACGACCAUUGACGCCAGCCCAUCUUCAACAAAUUCAACAACAAAUGCAGCAACAGGUUCAGCAUGCCGCAGCAAUUGGAAAACCAAUGGCAGUCGGAACGAAAUUGCUAUCCAAAGAUGGCGCCGUGGGCGUAGUUACUGCAAACAACACUGUGUCUGUCAGUGUUCGAACAGGACUAUUGAACCAGUCGCGUAUACAACAGUUGAAGCUAGACCAUCCGGGAGGAAUGGUUCAACAGAAUUUAAUCCAAGGCCAACAGCAACCCAGAAUCAUUCAACAGAUUCAAGGAAACCGCAUCAUUCAGACUGUUGCUAAUCCGAACCAGCCGGGUCAAACGUCGGUUGGUCAAUCGGUUUUGCAUCAACAACUUCAGCAACCAGCUCCACAAGUACCAGGUGCCGGUCCCGUAAGCGUGCCGGGCCAAGCGCCUCCGCCACCUUAUCCGGAGCCACCACCGCCAUACCCGGGAAUCCAGCCUGGUGCUUUAUCAGGAGCCCCUGGGGUCAAUCAGGAGCAAAGGCUGCUAUUGGAAGAUCUGCUGGAGCAGGAGAAACGGGAACAGGCUGGCCAGCUGGCGGCGGCCAGUGGCGAUGUUCACAAUCAAAACAUGUUGUGCGAACAGGACUUUGAAACACUCUUGAAUAAUCAACAACAGCAGCAACAUCAAUCACCUCAGCAAACCGGGAUGCGUGUGGUUCAGCAGAACAUUAUCCAAAGUCAGCCGGGUGGCCAGGUUACUACUCAAAUGCAGAUUCAACACCAGCAGAAUCUUUCACAACAGCAGCAACUGCAGCACCCACAACCGAUUCAGAUGCAAUCUCCAGUAGGUAGUGGACCGCCAGGAGGUCAGUUUAUUAUGCAACAGCAGCGCAUCUCAACACCGCAAUGGCGUCCACAAACUCCAGUGCCUGGGGGUGCUGUAGCGAACUUGAUCAAUCCUUUGAACAAAGCCGCUGGGCCGAGUGGGGUUCAACCCAUGGCACAGCCACCGAUGGAACCGACCCAUAAGCCGAUUCAAAUGUAUCAGGCAAACCUACAACCGGCACCUCCUGUCCCGCCAGAGAACAUUACAAACGAUCAAGAGCGACAAACGCAAAUCACAUAUGAAAAUUGGAUGAAUCAACAAAACAACUCAUUGACCAAUCAGUUAAAACAUUACGAAACGGAGAUUGGGAAAUUGCGCAAGGUUAAGAAGCAAUUGAACACUAAACAGCGGCAACUGAAAAAAGCCGGGAAUGAGUUAUCGGAAGUAGAUUUGAAAGAGUUGUCACAAGUGACGUCGGAUCAUGCGGUUAUCCAAAAACAACUGGAUAAUGCCAGGAAACAGCAUCGACAGCAUACAGUGUUAAUGCAGGAGUACAAGACAAAACAGCAAGCAAAACUGCAGGCUAGUUUGCCUGCUGCACCGGCAAGCUCCCCAGCGCAGAUUGCGCCGCCAUCACCACUCAUGUCUCCUUCACCAAGUUCACAGCAAACUAUGAUCCAUCAACCUCCGACACAGUCUCCGCUGAAUAAUCCAAUACUACAACCCAGUCAAAGUCCUAUGCACUCGCCUGGACCACUGAUGUCCCAAAGUCCGGGGCCCGGUAGUGUAAAUUCUAUAAUGCAGAGUCCAAGUCACCAUACCAACUCAAACAGUGCAAUGUCUCCUUACAAUACUAUGCAGCAAUCGCCUAGGAUAGGCACACCGCAUUCGCAAGCUGCUGAUGAAAAUCCUUUCAGUCCGGGACCGUCACCUUCUCCAUCAAUACCUGGAAGGUUAACUUCCCCGGCACCGAGAAUGACAUCACCACAGCAUCGAGUGUCUGGCCAGCAAAUGCCACCCGGACGAAUGGUCACUAGCCCUGGAGCUCAAUUUGCCCAGCAAAACAUUAUCAUGCAGAAUCAGAUGAUGGGACAACAGCAAUCACGUUUCGUGAGACCUCAAAUUAUUCCUAACGACCCGAACAUACGUAUGCGUGUUGCGAACUCGCUUCAACAACAGCAACAACAGCAGCAACAGCAAAUGAUGCAACAAAAUCCUAACAUUAGGCAAAUGCAACCCGGUUACAGUUCUCCUCUUGGUAGUCCGCAACCAAUAAUGUCUCCUGGAACACCUCAGCAGCAACAACAACAGCAGCAACAGCAACAACAACAAAUUCAGCAACAGCAAAACAUGCAGCUAAUGCAACAACAAAGGAUGCAGCAAAUGCAACAACGUCAGCAAAUGAUUCUUCAACAACAACAACAACAACAACAGCAACAGAUUAUCCAGCAACAAUCACCACAACUUCCACAAAUGCUGCAACAACAGCAGAUGGGUCAGCAAUUGCAGAUGUCACAGCAGCAGCAGCAGCAACACAUCCAGCAACAGAUGACCCCGAUGCAACAACAACAACAACAAGGCCAGCAGCAAAUUAAUUAUGCCAAACAAAGUCCUGUUCAUCAACAGCCACCGUCGCCACUGUUGAGUCAGGGUGGCACUCCCACUCCUUCGCCUUCACCAAUGCCCCCAAGCCCUAUGUUGUAUUACCAACAGCAGCAACAGCAACAACAACAACAACAACCGUUGCAGCAUCAACAACAGCAGAUGAUACGACGUCCACCAAGUGCCGGGUCGCAGCAUGGUUUGGGGCCUAGUCCCGGGCAAUUCAUUCAACAGGACUCUAUGGAAGGAUCGAUGAAUGUUGCAACUAGUGCUGCCAACAGCAGCAACAACAACAAUACUGGUGGAGGUGGAGGAGGAAUCAAUCAUCCAUCGAAUCCCAUUCCGAUAAUGCCUUGUUUCGGAAAAUACGGAUUCAUAAAACUAGGCCUCCGUGGAGGAUCGCCGAUGUGGGGUAAUUCACGGGGAAACCCACCUAGAGGUCCUAAUCCGAUUGGGCAUUUGCAGCACCAGUUGCAAACUGGGAAUAAACCUCCGGGACAGCAUGUACCAGGUCAGCCGGGACCGUCGCAGCAACAACAUCAAAUCGAAGCGGCUAAAAAGGCCGCAAUGAUGCGCAGUAGGUUAACAAUCUUGCAGAAGGGUAAUCAACCCCAACAAGGUGGUUCCGAGGAAAUUGUUGUGAUCGACAGCAGCCCGGAUGAGAAGCAGAGAAUGGUAGAUUAUGAUGACGAGACAGAUAAACGAUUAGUGACGGCCGAGGUGUCGUUGAGUUCCGUUGCCCAAUCUGCUGCCGAUGGAGAUGAGAUUAUGGAAUCGUUUGCCCACAGCCGAUACGAUACCGGUGCCAGUCCACUGGGAGCCCACAUCGAAGGAGGAGAAUAUGAACUUUUCGGACAGGAUGUUGUCACAGCUGGGAAUAAAGAAACGGAUCGGAGUUUGAGCGUUGAAGUAAUCAAGACUACUAUCAUAAAAGAGGGUGAACAUUCGAACAGUGGACAAAACAAUGAACGUAAUAUUGCCACGACGGAAGAUUUUGAAGCUAUGAUAGAUAGUCGUCCGAAAGAAGCAGAUAGUAAGCAAGAUGAUGAUACCAAGGAACCGACGAGUGAUGAGGUGAUGAAAGCUGGAGUACGAACUCCUACCAAAGACACUACUGUAAUAUCCGUAGGUCUCCAGCAGAGCCCAAAGCCAAUCACAUACCCAGGAAGAAUUGCUCUUCAGAAAACUAUCCUUCAGAAUCGUCCUCCUAUUGUUACAGCAGUGUCGGCGGCUCAUAAGAAAUUAGUGAAGGAUGCCACAGAAAGCGCUAAACUUUCCAUAGGAAACACAACCAUAUCUGUUCCAAUACUCAAAAGCUUUCCAAUGACAGCAACUCCCCCGAAAACUCCUACUGAAGGCACACCCAGUCAAGCAAAACCCGCCCUGCCAAGUCAGACGAAAAAGAUAAUAACUUCCACUGCUAUCUCACUGAGCAAUAUAUCAAAAAAUUCACCUGGGACUGUCAUCGCUGUUGCUGGACAAAAACUAAAUACUACAAACAUAGUACCUCUUUCUUCGUUGAACAUCAAUCAAUCUGCUCCGUUUAUCACAAAGGCCUUCGCUAGAACUGGUCCAAAUGCCCCACAGCAGGCCCAAGGACAUCCUCAAACAACAUCGCAGAUAAAAAUUCAUCAAAUUCCACAAACUUCGAUACAAGGGCCCAGUUCGGCACACUCCCACCAAUUGAUUCAGCAGUCAGCUCCAAUGGAUACUCUAAUUGUCAAAUCGAAACCGAAAGCUCCCUCGCCCGGCAUGAGUUACGCUAAAUUAUCUUCACUUACGGUAACACAGGAUACUUCUUUGCCAAACAAGAUUUUUGAAGAUGAUUCGAUUUCACCGGAUAGCUCCAUUGGCCAGGAGGAUGUCGAACAGCUAGGAAUAGAAAAAGUGGAAGCAUCAAUAGACGAAGCAUCUCGAGCUGAUGGUUCCUCAACGGAAGUUGACAAUCAUCCGAUGGCUUCCCAUGAAGGUUCGAAUGACUCACAUUCUGGCGAAAUGAAGAAGCACGGCGUUAUUCCCGUGCAUGUAAUUUCUAAGUCAAGAGAGAAUUCGAAAAGUCCAAUUCUAGGACCGGUGGGGCAACGUGUUAUCUCGGCAAUGCCCCAGCUAUCACCUCUCUCCCAACCCAAUGAACUGACUAUGAAUGCGAUGAAUGUGUCCCAACAGGUGCGCUCGAUCAUGUCGUCGAUUAACUCUAGCGCUGCACCGCCCGGAUCUUCAAUAAAAACCGAAGCAAGUGGAACGGUGAUUACAACAACUCCAGCCACUUCUGCGAGUACGAUAUCGACCAUAACCUUCGAUACUGUGAUACCUUCACAGGGUGAUAACAUGAGCAAGCCGGAGACGAUUGCCAGUAUUUUGAAGACAGUAUCUGGUAAGACCAUUCUACCAGCAGCAGCGGUAGCAAAUGCAUCGAAUGCUAAUAAAUCUGAGCAAGCGCAGUCCGUUACUACAACGAUCUCAUCGAUUCCCGGAACGAAACUUUUGAAUCAACAAUUGCAAAUUGGUCGCGUUUCUCCAGCGGUUCCCCCUAGUGGAAGUAAUAUUGUGGUAGUGAAGCAAGUGCGCAACCCUCUGCAGAAACAGAUCAGCCAAACGCAGGCACACAAACAGCAGUUAGUGGUAAUGCAACAACAACAAGCCAUGAAGUUUCAACAACAAAACCAACAGCAACUUCAACAACAGCAUCAGCAACAUUUACAACAACAGCAAUUACAGCAACAAGCAUCCCAAGGCGGAGUUAUAAUCCAGGGCCAAGGACGUAUCCAAGCCGUAGAAAUACCGAAAACCAAUGUGGACAAUAGCAGUACUAGCAGCAUAGCUAGCAUCUUGAGCAGCACACUGCAACAACCGCAAACAAGAAUUGUAAAUUUCAGUGAAAUAUCUGCGAACGCGAAUCAACCUCCAGGCUUGGUCGUGACAUCUCGGCCAGGAGUUAUAUCAACGCCUGGCAGUGGUGUGCUGCUGACUAGUACUAGCUCCGGACCUGCAGCACCAACUACGACCAGCAUCUUAAGCGCAACUUUGUCUCAACCGAUGCAAUCCAUCAAAAUAAGUUCACCAACAAUUUCCACGUUGCUUCAGAAUCAAUUGCAAGGUUCCGCAUUCCGGCGAUCUAAAUCUACCGAUGAGGUACCAGCAGGAUUCCCGCGGGAACCAACCAUUCAAGCUGUAAGCAAAAGACUCAGUUUGGAGGCCUCGAACACCGUUAAAAGUGAACCUAUGGAUGCUACAGAUGACAACAACGUAUCUUCUACUUCUACGGUGAGUUCAACCACAGGCCAGGCAAGUGGUUGCAAGUUCUCCACAAUGUCAACCCCUUCCGCAACUAAGGCAGAAUCUGAUAGUCAAAAUGUUCUUUUAAAGCAGCUUUUGCAAAACACGGGAUCGACUACAGCACCUUCAUCGACACCAUCAUCAAUGGCACGGCCAGUUCCAAGUCUGAUGACGAACCAGCGAGCACCAAGUCUGGGUGUUGUAAGCUCUUUGGAAGCCCAACUUGCCCGACCUAUUAUUCCACCUUCUACAAAUCCGCCUGCCAUUCAAAUUAUCAGCACACAAGCCGUAACAAUACCAACAUCAAGUGCCACGCCUAGCGCGUCUGAGCCGCCAAAGGUCAGUACGAAUAAAAUCGUAUCACGAGAAACAUCGUUCGUGUCCAAACCUCCAACGGUAACGAUCUCUUCAAGCCACCCAACACCGCAUUUGUUUGCGAAUAUGCGCGCCGCUAGUAUGAAAAAGGAGGAAAUGAUGCAAGCCGCUGCAGCAUCUGCUGCUGCUGCGUCUGCGGCCUCUUCAUCGUGUGUCACACCACAACCCAUUACCGUCCAAAGUACAGUAAAAACUGAGUCUGGUCAAAUGACCGUCACACAAAUCACCCACCCAGUUAUCCAACCACAGCAUCCACCGCAGCAAAUACUGCAACAACAACUUCUACAACAGCCACAAUCGCAAACAAUUCAAUUGCCGGUAUCUUCUGCUGAUAUGCAAAGCAUGACCACGUACAUUAAACGGGAACCAACACCGGUGCAAACCAUGCAGAUGAAGCCUCCCGAACAACUGCAUCAACAGCAGCCGCCACAGAUUCUCCAACAACAGUCACCGGUUCAACAUCAUCCAAUAUCUCGUACACCAACUCCUGUAGAAGUGAAAAAAGAGUUCCCCGAAGAACCUGCGGUCGGCCCGUCUCCUGUUUUCCCUUCACCGGCUUCGACGCCUAACGAUACCAUUAAACAGGAACUUCCCAUCACAUCAGCCUCGAACAAAGAGGAGCCCGUGGAACAAAUCUCAUUGGAAGCUGCUGCCAAAACGGCCGCCGAAAUAGCCCACGAAUUGAAGAAAAAGAAGCGCCGAGAAUAUCAGAAAAAUCGCCGUCAGCAGCAGCUGUCUAACAAGGAGCAGCAUCAUCAGUCCAAGAAAAAACCUCGUAAAGCUGCCAAACUCGAGGAAGAUUACGACACGUACAUCGACAACCUGAUGCUCCAGCUACGUCAGUUACCUCCGAUGCAAAUCCUAGAACCACUUCUUCCCCGAAACUACGGAAUCUGUCAACUAUUUGGCACAGGCGACUUAGCCAAAUUUACCAAUAUGAAGAAUUACUCGAUUGCAAACGGAGAUCUUACUGGAACUUACGGGCAUGCGCAAAUUCCGAACGUUGCUGACUUUUACAACACGAAACCUUUCGGCGUGAAAGUUCCUCCCCCGGAAACUGUACCACCGUCCACGCAACGAGGUUUCUACGAUCAGGAGUUUCCGCCAAUCAAAUUCGAAAACGAGGAUCGUGGGCGAUACGAUUUCGUCAAGGACCGAGAUCUGGAUUCUCCGGACACGAUAGUGAGUACAUCUAGUCCCGAGUGCAUUCGAUGGGAGUCUCCGAUUCACUUCCCUGGAUUGCGAGUCAUCAAGGAGGAAGGCGCUGAAGAUGAGCAAACGAUGAUUUUCAAACGCAUGUCACCAAUAAUUCCGAUUGUCGCUCCAAUUCCCAUACGAUUGAAGAAGGGAAUCUCGUUAUCGACCGACAGAUCGUUCAGUUUACUCGGACCUGGUAGCAAUAAGGAAAACGAGGGAAUGAAAGAACCACUUGGAAUUAAAUCGAAAUUCGGUCCACCAACACCAUUGAAGGACUCCAGCAAUGUGACCGUCACAUUGACGUUGACCUCAUCUGCCGCGGAGGAUAUCAUUGGGGUGUUACGAGAUCUUGCGAAUAUAUUGGAAAUCCCACCUCCAAUGUCGUACCAGAUAGUGGAACGGACUACUACUCCACCUAGUCAGAAGCUUGGUCUGUACAGGACUAAGGGUCGCGACGGAAAGGAAGGAGCACCCAUUGAUAUCCAAACCAUAUUGAACGGAGCCGCCAAGUUCUGUAGGCAUUGCGACGUAGUAAUCUUGAACACGCUGAUUACAGCCAAACCAUCCGAGUUUCCAUUAUUGGCGAACAAUAUGAAUCAGGAACUAGAGUCAGAGGAGUUAUAUUUCUGCAGUAAGGCGUGUUAUAGGCAAUUCCAAUGGCGUCCGACGAAUAUUUUGGAAGACAAACUUAUUGGCGCUGAUGGCAGCAAAUUACGCGACAACCUUUCAUCAAAGUUCGAUUUGGACCUGGACGAAAAUCUGAGUAUGGGUGCUUUGGACAUCAAACAGGAAGACGGUGAUGUCAGUAUGGCUAGCAUUCGGUCUUCGGAUAGCAAAGAUUCUUCUAUCAAUGAACGCAAGAAGAAGUUAGACGAGAUAGACAAAGAAACUGGCCCUCCGCCGAAGCAACUGAAAGGCGUCAAGUACAAGUUCUUUGGUUCGAACUGUUUUGCGAUUCAAAGAUACAAGAAGCCUACGGAGAAAGAAAUCACCGAGACAUUGUUCCGUAUGAACAUCACUGUAACACCCACCCCUAAAAUGCCGGAUGACACCAGACGAUGCAUUUUCUGUCACACCACUGGGGAUGGAGUUGCUGAUGGUCCUUCGCGUCUCCUGAACUAUGAUGUCGACAAGUGGGUCCACUUGAAUUGUGCUCUCUGGUCCGACGGAGUCUACGAAACCGUAAAUGGUGCAUUGAUGAACCUGGAAAAUGCCCUCCAGCAAAGCCUUAGCUCGGCUUGCACCUUUUGCAACAAUCUUGGCGCGACGAUCAAGUGCUUCAAGACACGCUGCGCCAAUAUGUAUCAUUUGAGCUGUGCCAUGAAGGAUAGUUGCGUAUUCUACAAAAACAAAUCGACCAUGUGUCAAUCACAUGCCUCAAAGAUGGAGAAGGAUUCAGAACUGACCACACUCAGCGUCCAACGACGUGUCUACGUGGACCGGGAUGAGAGCCGCCAAGUGGCUUCGGUAAUGCAUCACUCCGAGUCAAGCAACCUGCUACGGGUAGGCAGCCUGAUCUUCUUGAGUGUCGGUCAGCUGCUGCCCCACCAGUUGCAGAAUUUCCACACUCCCAACUACAUUUACCCGAUUGGAUACAAAAUUAUGCGAUUCUACUGGUCGAUGCGGCGGCCAAAUAAACGCUGUCGCUACGUGUGCUCGAUUGCGGAUGUGUGCGGUCGGCCAGAGUUCCGUGUUUUGGUCCAAGAGCCAGCCGAGGAGGAUAUCGAGCUUCGGGACAUCACACCAAAGGCCGUUUGGCAGCGGAUAUUGGACCCGAUGGCCACAUUGCGGAAGGACAGCCAAAUAGUGCAGCUCUUCCCUAAGUACGUUACCGGUGAGGAUCUUUUCGGCUUGACUGAACCGGCCGUGGUUCGCAUUCUGGAAAGUCUUCCCGGCAUCGAAACGUUAACUGACUAUCGGUUCAAGUAUGGUCGUAAUCCGCUGCUGGAACUGCCCUUGGCCAUUAAUCCUUCCGGAGCGGCUCGGACGGAACCAAAAUUGAAGCAUUCGCUAACAUGGAAGAAACCACAUACUCAGCGCACCGGCUCGGUCACUCAGCGACCCACAUUUGUGCCAACUAGCUCACCGGCUGGCGAAGUCGCAUGUCCAUACAGCAAACAGUUUGUACAUUCCAAGAGUUCCCAGUAUAAGAAGAUGAAACUUGAAUGGCGCAAUAAUGUUUUCCUUGCACGAUCAAAAAUCCAAGGGCUGGGUCUGUAUGCGGCGAGGGAUCUAGAGAAGCACACAAUGGUGAUCGAGUACAUUGGAGAGGUCAUUCGUACGGAGGUCUCAGAGUUGCGGGAGAAACAGUACGAAGCACGGAACCGUGGCAUCUACAUGUUCCGGCUGGAUGAAGAACGUGUGGUGGACGCGACCUUGUCCGGUGGAUUGGCUCGGUACAUCAACCAUUCGUGUAAUCCCAAUUGCGUGACGGAAACCGUCGAGGUCGAGCGAGAACUACGCAUCAUCAUUUUCGCCAAGCGUCGAAUCAACCGUGGCGAGGAACUGUCCUACGAUUACAAGUUCGAUAUCGAGGACGACGCACACAAAAUUUCCUGCAUGUGCGGUGCUCCCAAUUGUAAAAAAUGGAUGAACUAAGUUGAACGCAGAAUGCGUAUACGGAGAUCGUUGUGUAGUACUAUUUGUUUAAUUAUUCUAUAAUUGUGUAGUUCAGUUAGAACAGCAAAUUUAGUUCUAGGGUUGUUUAGUAUUCUCAAUGUUUUUUAGAAUAGGUUUAUUUGUAUUUCGAAAAAGUCAGUUCUAACAGAAAUCAACAGCUAUGAUAUGACAUAACUAAGAUAAAAAUUGAACUAGUCUUAAGAAAAAAGUUUCAGAACAGGAAUAUUAUUAAUUAUGUGUUUAUUGCAAGAUGUGUAACUAGAGUUGGUUCAAUAGUGUUUAUCAUGAUGAUCGGUUACCUUGUAGCUGUUCUUUUUCACAAAUUUCUCCUGUUAGUGAGACUAGCAGAAUUAACCCUCAUUAAAAAUUAAUGUUCUGCUCUAGCUAGAAGCACCGUCGAACUAGACCUACGCAGGAGAAUCCCAAGCUAGGAUCGAUUCAAAUAGGUUUUGUAGAAGAUUAAGUAGCAAAACAAAACAGUACAUCAGCAUUAGUAAACUAGGUAGACAGAGAUUAUUUCCAAUUCGAAAUAAAAACAAAGGACACGAACGGAUAAAAUCUGGGAUUAAGGAAAUCAUCUUAUUAGACAAAAAACAAUCUAGAAAAAUAAGACACAAAAGUACUUGAUAAACAAUAAUGAGCGAAAACCCUAUCUUAAGAGGGAUCAAAGAUACAACAAAACUAGAAUCACCUCCCACAUCAAUAUAUUUUCGGACGAUUGUUUUGCAAUAUAUAUUUUGUAUACUAAAUCAUAAAUGUUAACUAGAAACAAAUCUCUUCUCAGUUGAUUGAGAACGAUUGAAGCACCCCCCGUAGCAGUGCUAUGCUGGGUGGUAGAAGAUGUAAUUAUUAUUGGUUGCCCUGAACCAUAGAGUACCGCUUGAGUAUGAUAAGCAAGUGCGUAGCAAUAGACAAGCACCUCUGUGUUGAUCAAAACGAUAGAGAAAUCACGGCUAGGACGCUUGAAGUAUACAUAUUUGUAAUAUAUAAGCUUUAAAAUGGCACGAGGAAAUAGAGCAGUGAAAAAUUA
Armigeres subalbatus is the source of this 19448-nucleotide messenger RNA. RefSeq names its product histone-lysine N-methyltransferase 2C-like. Bases 779 to 18397 code for a protein of 5872 amino acids. NCBI's taxonomy places the organism in Eukaryota, Metazoa, Arthropoda, Insecta, Diptera, Culicidae. Gene Ontology annotation, molecular function: transcription coactivator activity; histone H3K4 methyltransferase activity; histone binding. Gene Ontology annotation, cellular component: nucleus; MLL3/4 complex. Gene Ontology annotation, biological process: positive regulation of transcription by RNA polymerase II. The transcript is spliced from 18 exons. The record is from RefSeq and is a predicted model, not a curated record.